AUGAAUAAAACUCAAGAAAAAUUUAACAAAAAGGAAGAAAAAUCCACAUUUAGGAGAAUUUUACCUCAAAUUUUUGCAAGCACAGCGAUGAAUUUUCUCUUCGUUGGUUUCGGAAUGGGAGUAGCAAUACCAACAAUUGUCAUACCAGCAUUAACAGGCCUAAAGAAUAGAGAUGAAAAUGAGUUUUUACGUUUUACGGAUGUUCAAGCUAGUUGGUUUGCAAGCGUUUCUUACAUUUCGCAACCGUUUGGGAGUCUGUUAUCUGCAGUGAUUCUUGAGUACUUGGGACACCGAAAAAGCAUGAUAUUAGUUGAUAUUCUUCACAUUAUUGGGUGGUUAAUGCUGUAUUUUGCCUCCAGUGUCGUUGAAUUAUUUAUUGCGGUCGUUAUUCUCGGAAUUGGGGUUGGAUUUAUUGAAGCACCAAUUUUGACAUAUGUUGGAGAGAUCACUGAGCCAAGUAUUCGUGGAGUCAUGACGUCAGCAGCACUUUUUUCUGCAGGCAGCGGAUUUACAUUUUUAUUAUUUCUUGGAACGCAGACCACGUGGCGUACCGCUUCCUUGAUAUGUUGCUCUGUUCCCAUCGUGACAGCAAUUUCAUGCCUUUUUAUUCCCGACAGUCCGUAUUGGUUACUUUCCAAAAAUCGAGAGAAAGAUGCCUUUAAAAGUCUUCAAUGGCUUCGUGGAGCCGCAAAUGAAGAAAUUGUAAUCCAAGAGUUCAGCGAAAUGAAAUUUUACAACGAAAAUGCGAACAAAUGCAUUCCAUGUCAGAAAAAGCGAGUCACAAUUUGCUCUCAUACCGAAAGUUUCCGUGAAAAAGCGAAAGAAAUGCUGCGAAAACGAACAUUGAAGCCAUUUUUGCUUGUGCUCUCAUUUUUCACGUUCUAUCAACUGAGUGGAAUGCACGCCAUGCGCUCGUAUCUCGUACAACUUUUCGAGACUUUUGAUUCUCCGAUCGACUCGAACUGGGCAAGUGUAAUUUUUGGCAUUAUGGCAACGAGUGCGAACAUCGUUUGCACAAUUUCCGUCAAAUUUAUCGGUAAACGACGAUUAUCGCUGAUUUCAAUGGCUUUUGCGAGUCUCAGUUGCUUUGCACUCGCAUUGUACGCUUUUAUGGUGAUCCCGCAUGAAUGGUCGAGUUUUGACAAACACAUGAAAGGUCCAUCGGAGCAACUUGAAGACGGAUUAACGUACAUUCCAUUCGUUCUUUUCUUGAUUUUGUCAUUCGCUACAAAUGUGGGAAUCGUUCCUAUCCCGUGGAUGUUAAUUAGUGAAGUUUUUCCGAUCAAAACUCGUGGAUUGGCUGGCGGAUUGAUUGUGGCAUUUUAUACUUUUAUCAGUUGCAUCACCACCAAAACUUAUUUGGAUCUGGAAAGAGCUUUGGCAGUGUGGGGAACAAUUUUAUUUUAUGGAGUAAUUGGAGCAAUUGGAUUUGUUUUUAUAUUUUUGUUCAUUCCGGAGACGGAAAAAUGCACGUUGGAAGAUAUUGAGAGACAUUUUUCAGAUAAUAAGCGCAAACUGACAGAUAUUAAAAUUCAGAAAAAUAUUAAAGUGGACACAAAUCAAAAUGCAAUGUCAGAAGUUCAUGACAACAAAGCAUUUGAAAAGAAUUGA
This is a messenger RNA of Culicoides brevitarsis, 1611 nucleotides long. Its product is annotated as facilitated trehalose transporter Tret1-like. Gene Ontology annotation, biological process: transmembrane transport. The record is from RefSeq and is a predicted model, not a curated record. The transcript is spliced from 4 exons. Gene Ontology annotation, cellular component: membrane. Bases 1 to 1611 code for a protein of 536 amino acids. NCBI's taxonomy places the organism in Eukaryota, Metazoa, Arthropoda, Insecta, Diptera, Ceratopogonidae. Gene Ontology annotation, molecular function: transmembrane transporter activity.